AUGUGUAUACCCAGCGGCGCGUUGGCCUCCACGUCGGGCUCUGAUAUCUGCAGUGCCACUUUCGGGUCUGACUAUUCGUGCGUCACAGGACUUAACUACGACGCACACGCUACCCUCAAGACGUACGGCUGUACGCUGUCCACGGAUCUGCAGGCGCUCUUCCCGGACGGGGCACUGGACGUACGCUGCGACCGCGACACAAAGGGCGUGGCUAACUGCACGGCCGCUGUGUUCAAAGCCAAGGAGACAGUACAAAGUGUGCACGUCAUUGACUGCAACAUCACACGGUGCGCAUUCACCACGGGCGACGCCAACGGCGAGUGUUCACAGAUCGACUGCAAGUGCGGACCCCAAUGUUCAACCAUGACCAAGGCGUUGGUGGAGAGCGCGUUGAGUGGCAAACCAGCCAAGAUUGAAGUGACCAACAAGACGCAACUAGCCAUUGUCAUUGAAGGCUCACCCAUUCCGUUGUCUGCUACGUGCACAGCUUCAGCAUGUGAACGCACUGGAAGCGGCGGAAGUAGCGCGUCGGGGAGUGGAAGCUCUGGUGCCGAUUCCGGCACCACCAGUGGACUUUGGGCUGCUAUUGUGGCGUGUGCAGCACUGGCAGCGACGUUGCUGCUGUGUGGGUGUCUCUGCUCGUGCUGCUUAACUGCGAGCAUUCAGAAGGAAGACGUGGAGACGGAAAUCCUAAAAUUUACGUCGCGAUCAGUUAAUAUGCUCGAGUUUCAUCACGUCAGCUGCUACGUGGACGGCGAUGCGGAGUCUUCCAAGUCUUCAAGUGAGCCGAAGCGUAUUCUCCACAACAUUUCUGGCCGUGUGUCACGAGGCGAAGUGCUGGGUUUGUUGGGACCCAGUGGAUCGGGCAAGACGACGUUACUGAAUGCCCUUGCGGCGGUAGAAAAUGGACGAUCUGACUUUGCUGGCGAGUUGCUGCUUGAUGGCAAACGUCUGUCGAAGGGGUAUCGCCGCAUCGCUGCUUAUGUCCAGCAGGAUGAUUCGCUCUACUCGACUCUUACUGUGCGCGAAUGUAUCUCAUACUCGGCGCAGCUUCGACUUCCUCCAACGCUGUCGGAUUCAGUGAAGAAUGCGAUGGUGAAUCGGGUAAUUGCAGAGCUCAAUCUCACGCACGUGGCCAACUCGAGCAUUGGCUCGGUGGGGGGAAACAGUAGCAGACGAGGUGUAUCUGGGGGUGAGAGAAGACGUGUGAGCAUCGGGAUGGAACUCGUAACGUCGCCUCAGAUUCUCAUUCUUGACGAACCCACGUCUGGACUAGACAGCUCUUCGGCCCAUUCGGUUGUGCAACUCGUGACGGAUCUGGCAGGUCACGGACGCAUUGUGGUGCUGAGUAUCCAUCAGCCUAGCGCACGUUCCUUCCUGCUACUUAACAAGAUUAUGCUUCUCGGUAAGGGUAAGCUGCUGUACAGUGGCAAGCCUGCUGAGUCCAAGAACUAUUUUGAAGAGCUGGGCUUUAAGUGUCCCGAGCAUGAAAAUAUUGCGGACUUCAUUCUUGACAUUGCGUCCGACUCGAACAACAUCCCAAUGAUCCGGUCUCGCAUGAAACGGGAGCCUUCUCCGGUCUCUAUGCCAUCAGCAGUGCGCUCGUUCCCUCGUUCUUCACGGAAUAUCUCCCCGCGCUUUACGAUCGGCAGCCCACCGCCGAGGGCAGAGUCGUCACCAUUCAUGAAAGCGGAUGCGUCGCUUGACACGCCGCGGCUAGAUAACAUGCUAGUGUCACCUGUUGGAGCUGGAAUCCCAAGGGAGCCAAGCACGCGGGGAAUACCAGCGAUGCCUGGUACACCGCGCAGUCCACCACCGCCAACGCCGGCCCGAUCGAUGCUCGUUGAAAUUCGCGUGCUCUUUGCUCGCACAGCGCAGAAUAUUCUUCGCCACCGGUCCUUGCUUGUGCUGCAUAUUGCACUGAGUCUGUCACUUGCUCUCUUCGGCGGGCUCAUCUUCAACCACGUGACCAACGACCUCGCAGGAUUCCAGAAUCGAAUGGGCGCGUUCUAUUUCAUUCUCACGUUCUUUGGCUUUGCGAGUAUGAGCUCUAUGGAUUUAUUCAUCGGUGAACGUCAGAUUUUUCUACGUGAAACAGGUGCCAUGUACUACGGGGCGCUCAGCUACUUUCUCGCUAAGGCCACACUGGACACGCUGUUGUUGCGGAUAUUGCCGGCAUCUUUGUUUGCGAGUAUUUUCUACUGGAUCAUGGGACUGCAAGCCUCUACAGAUCGCUUCUUGUUGUUCUCUCUGACGCUGGUGCUGUUUAACGUGGCGGCUGGUGCAACGUGCCUCCUCGUGGGUGUUUUAUCAAGACGCGUUGGGGUCGCAAAUCUCGGUGCGACAGUCAUUCUGCUCGUGAUGUUGCUCUUUGGUGGCUUCCUGCUCAACUCUCAAACCAUGCCAUCCUCCGUGGGCUGGCUGAAACACCUGUCCAUCUUCAGCUACGCGUUUGAGAUCCUGAUGACCAACGAGUUGAAGGGUUUGAUUUUGAAGUUCGAUGCCCCCGGUUAUCCAGCCGUGCCCGUCUAUGGCGAGGUCUAUCUCAAGACACUUGGUAUGGACUACGCCAAUCGGUUCUAUGAUGUAGCAGCGCUCUCUCUGAUUGCGGUAAGUCUACAGGUGCUUGCUUUCCUGUUCUUGUCGCUGCAAGUUCCUCUACACCGUAGCAUGGCCGAUCUUGACGACGCUGAUGAAUUGGCAACAUUAAAACAAGAAGUUUAG
This is a messenger RNA of Phytophthora infestans T30-4, 2724 nucleotides long. RefSeq names its product ATP-binding Cassette (ABC) Superfamily. Gene Ontology annotation, molecular function: ATP hydrolysis activity; ABC-type transporter activity; ATP binding. Gene Ontology annotation, cellular component: membrane. The record is from RefSeq and is a predicted model, not a curated record. Bases 1 to 2724 code for a protein of 907 amino acids. Lineage: Eukaryota; Oomycota; Peronosporomycetes; Peronosporales; Peronosporaceae. The transcript has 3 exons.